Messenger RNA from Lactuca virosa, 1328 nucleotides. NCBI's taxonomy places the organism in Eukaryota, Viridiplantae, Streptophyta, Magnoliopsida, Asterales, Asteraceae. The record is from the annotation of a GenBank genome assembly.
GUUUCAUAUAUAUGAUUGCCUUUACCAACCACAUGUCCUUCCUUCUUCAAUAAGUCAUCUUUUAAGACACGACAAUCGAGGAGCAUCCAUGGAUGCCUAUGCCUAUGUCUUCACAAAAGCUCUCUUCUAUCUUCUCGUGAUUCCUCUUUUUUCUUCAGCACAACCAAAUUGCCCACUUUCAUAUUGUGGUCAAAACCAAAACAACGUCCGUUUCCCCUUCCGGUUAAUCGGUCAACAACCCCAAACCUGCGGCUUUCUGGGCUUCGAUCUCCGAUGUGUAAGACCCAGUACGUUGCUUAUCAACAUCUCCUCCUCCGGCGAAUUCGCCGUCAGGAGCAUCAACUACCGAUCACAAGCUAUGCGAAUCUCCGACCCUUUAAACUGUCUUCCGGCUAGGCUGUUGAAUAUCGACCUCUUCAACUCACCUUUCUCAGCUGCUAGCUACAUGCAAAAUUACACUCUUUUGAGAUGUCCAAAUGAUGCGAGUUUGUCUGGUUAUAGCUAUACCACCGUUGAUUGUUUGAGUAAUUCGAGUUUUACGACUCUUGCUAUUGCUUCAAUGAAUGCUGUGAGAUCAUUGAGUGGUAAUAACACCGGAUGUCAGAUCGUCGGACUUAAUGUAAGGCUGCCGGUGACGUCGGAGCAAUCAAAUCAAGGGUUUACAACACGGAUCGAUGAUGAUAUGAUUUUGAUAUGGUCGAAACCUGAUUGUGAAACUUGUGAAACAGCUGGUGUUUCCUGUGGUUAUGCAAAUAUUUCCUCAUCGGAGACAAGAUGUUUCUAUAACAACGGUGUUCCGAAACCUUCCCACAUAUUCAAAAUCAUAGCUUUUGCAAUGGCUAUACCAGCCAUGGCAGCUUCCGUUAUGAUCGCUUGCCUAAUGUGUGCAAAGGAUAGACGGCGGGGUGACCUCUUCAGUACCCAGAGAACCACCACCACCGUGGCCCCAGUGGACGACGGCGUUGUGCCGCCAACCAUCGUUGGACUUGACCAGACGACCAUCGAGUCAUACACGAAAGUGGUGCUGGGCGAAAGCAAACGGCUCCCUGGACACGAUGAUGCAGUGUGUCCGAUAUGCUUAUCGGAGUAUCAUGUGAAGGAGAGUGUAAGGUGUAUACCGGAGUGUCUGCAUUGCUUUCAUGCAGAAUGUAUUGACGAAUGGCUUAAGAUGAAUGGAUCAUGUCCGAUAUGCAGGAAUUCACCCUCUCCUGUUCAUGUUGAUCAAUCCUAGCACACAUUUUUUUGUAUUCUUUUGACUAUUAAUUUGCUUAAUUUUGUUAAUUAUCGGAUGAUGUAGAUACAUUAUAUACCAUACUUUUGUUUUAAAG